Molecule: messenger RNA, 4942 nt
Organism: Patella vulgata (common limpet)
Lineage: Eukaryota; Metazoa; Mollusca; Gastropoda; Patellidae
Product: general transcription factor 3C polypeptide 3
Exons: 26
Coding region: 14-2752 (912 amino acids)
Biological process (GO): transcription by RNA polymerase III
Cellular component (GO): transcription factor TFIIIC complex
Molecular function (GO): protein binding
Source: RefSeq, a predicted model, not a curated record
UUGGUCAACAAACAUGGCGGGAAGCGAAGACUCCGAAAAUUUAUUUCGAAAUCUGGAAGGUGCUAUUUCUCACCAACAACUGAAAGAAUGGAAGAAAAUGCAAAAAUCGUGUGGAAACCUGAUUGUAAAUUCGGACGAGGAGGAAGAUGAAGAAGAAAGUAUGGUAGAGAUGUGUUUAGAAAGUUUAAAUGUGCCUAGUUCAAGUGUUGUGUCAUCAGAUACACCAGGAUCAAGUCAUGAUUUAUCAGCAGUUGGAUCAGAUAUUACACUUCAAUAUCUUACAGGUCAAAUUACGUUUGAAGAAUUUAGUGCUCAGAUGGAAAUGAAACAACAAGAGAAACAGGAUUCGGUAGCGUUCGAUUCAACAGAAGUUGGUGCUGAAGAAGAAGUAUCAAGUGAAGAUUUAAAGAAAACACAACAAAAGGAAAAUCAGGAGAAUGCCUUCAUACCACCAAAUGUUUCUAAAGUUCAAGCCAAAAAAUCUCCAGUAAAAUUUAAGAAGCCACGUAGGAAGAAAACAGACAUACCUAAGAGCUUGCAUGGAUUAAUGGGUGAAGCUAACUUACAGUUUGCUAGAGGGGAACAUGAUGAAGCUAUUAAAAUGUGUAUGGAGGUCAUACGAUUGGCUCCAAAUGCUUACCUACCAUUCCAGACAUUAGGUAUGUUAUAUGAAGAAUUAGGUAAUUCAGCUAAAGCCUUACAGUUUUAUUUGAUUGCUGCACAUCUGUGUCCAGAUGAUUCUGAAGAAUGGGUUAGACUAGCUGAAAUGUCUUUAGAGCAAAAUGACAUCAAACAAGCUAUUGCAUGCUAUGCUAAAGCUAUCAGAUUUGCACCUGGUAAUAUGGAAUAUGUUUGGCAGAAGUGUAGUUUACAUGAACAACUAGGAGAAACUAAGAAAGUUUUAGAAGGUUAUCAACAUAUAUUGAGACUUUUACCUAAAACAGAAGGGGAAAAAUAUCUACAUUUAGCCAGAGAUAUGACAAAGACCUACCAUGAAAUGGGAGAAGAAAAGAUAGCAAUUGAUAUCAUGACAAAAGCUUUUGAAAAUCAUCCAUCACUUCUUACUGCAGAGGACACUAAUCUACUGUUAGAACUGCUCAUCACUCAUCAACAAUUCUUUGAAUCUGUUCAGUUGAUGGUUCGUCAUUGUGAUGUGGAGAUAACUCUGUCUGACCAAACUUGUUGGAAUAAAGAUAACGAUAUUGAAAAAGAAAAACUUGAAGAAAAUCCACCUACAAGUUGUAUGAUACCUGAUCUAUUAGCAGUAGAUCUACAAGCUAAGUUGAUUGUUUCAUUAAUCAGGUUGAAGUGUCUCGAUGUAGUCAAGUCAAUAAAAUGUUCCUUGUUUGAAGAAACUGUUGAAGAAGUUGGAGAUCUAUUUUUAGAUGUAGCAGAAGCCUAUAUGGAAGUUAGUUCACAUCAAGAUGCUAUACCAAUACUGCAAGAUUUAGUCAAGUCAGUUAAUUUUAACAAGGCAGCUGUAUUUUUGAGGUAUGCCGAAUGUUUAAAUUCUAUAGGAGAUUUACAGGCAGCCGUAGAGGCGUAUACUAAAGUAGUAGAAUUAGCACCGGCACAUUUUGGAGCUCGUGUAUCUUUAUCAGCUUUACAACAACAAUUGGGUAAACAUGAAGAAGCUGUACAGAUAUUAUCUAGAGAAGAACAAGAAGAAAGAGAAUUAUCACAAGAAGAUCAAGUUUUACUUCUACAUAAAUCUCAUUUACUCUACUCACAGAACAGAUUCGAGGAAUUUUAUAUCUGUAGUAAAAAACUUCUAUUUCAACAUUUCCGAGAAGUUUAUAGUCCAGCAUUUAUGAAAUUGGUGUUUUCAUACAGAGCACAUAAACACAGAGCAGAUGCAUUACGAGCUUAUAUCAACUUUCAUCAAGGCCAAUCAUCUCUAGAAUCAUUCUUAAACAGUACAUCAAGUAAGAAUACAGCUGACAAAACAGCAGAAGUUACAUCAGAUGAUAUGUGGGGUAUUUAUCUUAAGCUAUGUAAUGCAUUAUUAGAAAGUAAUAGAUUAGAAGAAUUAUUAGAAAUAACAACUCUAGGAUUAACUUGUCCACAGUUUAUGAAAGAUGAAGAAAAAAUCAGGGAAACAGAGUUUAUGUGUCUAAUUGCUUGUAUUUUAAAUAAGAAUGGACAGUUUGCUUAUGGUUUUGUUAAAGAUAUAUGUUUAAAGCAUAAAGAUAAUAAUCAGGCCUGGAAUUUAUUUCAACAAGUUAUAUCCUUUGCUAAUGAUGCCAGACAUAAUAAAUUUGCUUUCCGCUUAUUAAUGAAGAAUCCAGAAAGUAUUCCACUAGGUUUAACAAACGGUCAUAACUGUUUACUGAGUGGAUCUUAUAAAAAUGCAUUAGGAGAAUAUGUGAAUGUUUUAAGACAGAUACCUAAUGAUCCAAUGGUGAAUCUGUGUGUUGGUUUAUGUUAUAUACAUAUAGCUUGUCAGAAGUUUUCAGCUAAGAAACAUUCUCUCUUUGUACAGGGUAUAUCUAUGUUAAAUAAAUACAUAGAACUACGAGGAGAAUGUCAGGAGACUUAUUAUAACAUGGGAAGAGCUUUACAUCAAUUAGAUCUGAAAUAUGCAGCCGUAUUUUAUUAUAAGAAAGCUUUAACGUUUCCUCCUGUUAUAGAUCAUCCUGAUGCUAUAUAUGAUCUAAGAAGAGAGACGGCCUUUAAUCUAUCAUUAAUCUAUGAAACAAGCGGUUCUGUAGAAUACGCCAGGGUCUUAUUACAACAGUACUGUGUUAUCUGAGAUACAAUAUGCACAGACAUGGAUAAAUGAAAUAAAGUGCAAUAACUUGAUACAUUGUGAAUAACAAUAAGAGUUACAUGCUGGAAACACAUUAGUGAGAACCACAUUAGUGACAAACACAACAUCUGUCUGUCAACCUACAGUUCAAGUAUGAUGUUUUUAAAUCUUGCCAAAGUCGCCAACACCACCAACUUUACGUUAUUCAAUCUAGACGUGAAUUCAACAAUGAUUCCACCAACUGAAGAAAAGGGAAUUGAUGCAUUGUUAUAUAUAAUAAUAGUACUCAUGUUCUAUGCCUUCAGUAUUGUAAUACUAAUGGUGAAAUACAUCCGAAGAGAAAGGGAAGAAGCCAAUCUCAGACUUUAUUAUCGGGAGUUUGUGUCACGUGAUAAAUUCCAUUCUGCGCAGUUUGAAAAUAAACAAUAUAUGACACAAGUUCUAAAUUUAACAAACUCUUCCAGUUUUGUUAAUCCCAAGAAAUUAAUCAGUGAUAAAAAAACAGACAGUGAUAAACGUGCACCUACUGUGUUAGUCUCGUCACAACCAGACGCAGAUAUAGUUACAUUAGAAACUCAUGUUUAGUAGUGGGCUACGAGUCCGCUACACUAACAUCAACGUUAAGCUUGCCUUGUUUGUCUAAAAUACCAAAUUAAUGUGGUUAUGUGUAAUGACGGUGCUCAGUAAUUAUGGCACAGGGAAAAAAAAGGGUUAGGGUUUCAAAAGCAACGGUAAAAAAGGGCUAGAGUUGCAAAAGCACCAGUAAAAAGGGUUAGGGUUACAAUGGUUACAAUCACACAGGAUAAAAGAGGUUGCAAUAGCACCAGUAAAAAAGGUUUGGGUUACAAUGACGCCAGUAAAAAGGGUUAGGGUUGCCAUUAUUACCACAAUUUGUGUAGCAGUGUGAAUACAGGAAUUGGAAAAGAGGGUGGGGAUUGAGGUACGCAAAAUAAUGAAUCCUAGUUCAUUUGUUUUUUGUAUCAGUUCAAUUUUUACAAUCUCCUUCACCACAGCAGUAAGUGUUUUUAAAUAAAAUGCAUUCUUUGUGGUGUAAGUGAUUAGCUAAUUAAAUGAUCUGUUUAUUUGCGUUUUACACAGAUUUCUGGAAGAUAGGUUUAAUAUUGGGAGCUUCAUGCAAGAUGUGCACAGAAUUGUUAGAUAUGUUUGAACAUUUUGGGAGUUUUACACAGAAUUCUGGGAGACAUGUUUAAGCAUUUUGGGAGUUUUACGCAAGAUGUGCAGUGCAUCGAAUUCUGGGAGAUAUGUUUAAGAUGACUAUUAACAGACGUAAAUUGGUUAAAAUAUCAGGGUUUAACAGUGUGACCUAUGAAGUUGGGUUCCAUUGACUACACCAAUGCUAAUAAGUCCAACUGUACAGUGCACUCUGUCACAUCCGACAUCGUACGGGAUCAUUACAAUAUGUCGGAUUACGCAGUGUCGGAAUACCCAGUUUUCUCAAAACCAGAAAUAUUGUAACUUCGUAAAACCGGAAGUAUUAUUAUAAUGUAGCUUCGAACAUAGAACUUCGAAUCACCAGAAUUUUAUUCCCUUUAAAAAUGAUAAACCUUUCUGUACAUUCAAAAUUUUAUUACAUUAAUUUUUAAUUCAUUUAACAUGCAUAGGCAUUUUGAAUAGGUCAAGUCUGUCGUUAAUUUAUCUUCUUCACCGUCUUCAGUUGAUCGCACUCUUGUCUUUGCUAUCACGUGUUCAUUGAUAAUGGCCGUACUCGAUUGAACGUUCCGAAUUGAAUUCUCUCAAUCCCAAAAACAGUGACAAUCGAGUGAAAAUGGGUAUAAAUAUCUCAUCCAACCAUGCAGCCGAAACCUGUUCGUCGUGUUUAAUUACGUCACAAUUCUACUCACACCACCUCCGUCGUCGGGACUGACAGAACUGUGACAGGACUGAAUUCUGCGUCACUCAAUUGAAAUUCUGUUAAUUCGGGACGUUCCGGACUGUGAAUCGAGCAUCCCCAGGUCGUCGUCAAAGGUUCGAAGAGAUCCAUAGGGUGACCAAACUUAAAAUAAAUCGGGACAUGAAAAUGGUGUUGGAUGUAACAGAGUGCCGGAGUGAUCAGAGGUCGGAUGUGAAAGAGUGCACUGUAUUUGUUAUGCUUAAAAUAGAAAUUAUGAGCUGGUCUCAGUAAUUAAAUGUUAAGAUGAAAUAAAUUUGAUAUAAAAUAUUGAAAAUCAAUAA